This is a messenger RNA of Penaeus monodon (black tiger shrimp), 1121 nucleotides long. RefSeq names its product putative neural-cadherin 2. Lineage: Eukaryota; Metazoa; Arthropoda; Malacostraca; Decapoda; Penaeidae. The transcript has 5 exons. The record is from RefSeq and is a predicted model, not a curated record. Gene Ontology annotation, molecular function: calcium ion binding. Gene Ontology annotation, biological process: homophilic cell-cell adhesion. Gene Ontology annotation, cellular component: plasma membrane. The coding region runs from base 300 to 1121 and encodes 273 amino acids.
CUGUAUCCAAACGACUAUCCUCCUUUCAUCAUUUCCUUUACUCCUCAUCUCAUUCCUUUUUCCUUAUUCCUGGCUUUCCAGAUUUACCCACCCCUUUAUCUCUUUACCUUAUCUCCUUCUCUUCCUUCGUUUCUGAAAAUAUCUCUCAUCCUGUGUGUUUUUCCCUUUCCUUACUCCUCCCUUCCAAAACUAACCCACCCCUAAUAUUUACCUUAUCUCCCUUUCUUCCAAACUUACCCACCCCUUCCCUUGAUCUUAUUUGUUAUCUCUUCCUUCUUCCCUGAAAAUCGUUCUCACCUAUGUUAUCUCCCUUUCCCUCCCUCCUCGCUUCCAAAACUAACCCACCCCUUAACUUCACUCUAUCAACCUCUCUCCCUUCUUGCCUUAAAAAAAAAUCACACUCCUCCCCUAUCUAUUCCUUUUCCUCAUCCCUUAUCCCUCAUCUUCACCUUACCUCCCCCAUUCUCAUACUUCAUUCCCUGAUAAUCGCUCUCAUCCUCUCCCUCACAGCGACAAGACUCCUCUCGGGAUCAGGGAACUCGCCCCUCCAGUUCUCGGAAUCGCGUUACUGUGUGUCCAUCGCGGAGGACACCCCCACCUCGGUCUCAGUCGCCGUGGUCUCCGCUACACACAGGCUGGGAGAGGUGGUCCGGUACAGCAUCACAGGAGGGAACGAUGAGGGUUUGUUCACCAUCGAGCAGCACUCGGGCCUCCUUACCCUGGCCGCGCCCCUCGACCACGAGCUUCACCAGAAGCACGAGCUACAAGUGGCGGCGGAGGCAGGUGGCCAGGUGAUGUACGUAAUUGUAGAGGUACAGGUGCUCGACGUCAACGACAACGUACCGUACUUUGUCAAGCCUCAACCGCGGGUCACCGUUAUAGAGGAGGAUGACCGGGACCUUCCCAUGACACUUACGAAGGUUGAAGCCUGGGACGCAGACCAGCAGGACAGGGGGACCCUCCUCUACACGCUGAGAGGUGACGGUGUGGAUGGCCUCGAUCACGACAAAGCCUACUUCAAGGUGCAUCCACACACGGGCGAUCUUAUCCAGCUGAGACAACAGUAUAUUUACACUACAGAAUAUUUAGAGGUUGAAGAAUAUCUUUCAUGUUUACAUUAG